Paramecium pentaurelia is the source of this 538-nucleotide messenger RNA. The record is from the annotation of a GenBank genome assembly. NCBI's taxonomy places the organism in Eukaryota, Ciliophora, Oligohymenophorea, Peniculida, Parameciidae.
AAUGUUUAACACUAAAUCGCAAUUUUAUUAAGCUAGUUCAACAGGGCGGUUUCAGUUUAAAUUUAAGCCAAGUGUUGAAUUAGGAGGAUUUCCUAGUUUGACACCUAGUAAUUCUGACAAAAGAAUGACAAGAUUAGAUUGGUUUGUUGGUCCAUCUGAUCAGUUGGGUAAUCUAGAUUUAUAUUUUGAAAUAGAAAAAUAAAAAAAGCAUUGUCUCUCAAAAGAAAGCAAACAUCAUGAAGAUUUAUCAAUAGGAAAACGAACCUUUAUUUAAGCAAAUAAAGAAACUGAAGGAUUGGUUAGCCUAGAGGAUAUAAUGUAAAGAAAAUCUCGAGUACCUACAUUAGAAAAGAAGAGAAAUUAGUAAGAAUUUUUAGUUAAUCUAAGGAUUCCUGUUCAUUUUUUAGGAGAUAAGAAUUAUCCCUAUCCAGAAAUAGAACCAACUUUUUAUAAAUAAGAUGAUGGUCUAAUAGCAGGAUCAAAUAUCAAACAUCGAUUUCGACAUCCUUUCAAAAUAUCUAAAAAGUAUCACGGUUGA